CUUGUAUGGGAGGGAGCCCAGAAACGCACUCAACUCCGCAAGGUCAACAGGACAUUGGCUUGAGGGAAUCAUUUCCACCUUUUGUUGUGCUGUGCAGCAGCAGCAGCAACAACAGUCAUCCAGUUACAAGUUGGCAGUCCGUCCGUCCAGCAUCAGGCGGGCAUCAGUGUUGCAGCAGGCGCUUCCGUCGUCGUCGUCAUCUCCCACAGGUGGAUUUAUUUCCUCCCCAUUCUUGAUUCCUUAUUGGCCGCCCCCCCCCCCCAAAAAGGCGACAACAGUCGAACGUCACGGGCUGUGACACGUUCCUGACCGGAUUGCUGUUGCUGCUGCUGCUGCCAAACGUCGUAAAAAGCGACUCACAAAAGUGAACAAACGUUUCAACGCAACUGUUAACACCGAGCAAUAAUAACCCACAAGUUCUCCCGGGUGUGUGUGUGUGUGUGUGUGUGUUAUCCUGCGAGAAUAAGUUAACGAAAUCAUCAAAUCCCGAUGGCUUAUCGUCAACGGAGAGGAACUUUUCCGACAUCGGUCGUCGCCGUCUGCUGGGCUCUGCUGGUCCUGCUGAUGUCGAGCGACGUAUGCAAAUCGCAGCCCAUUAAGAAGCCGCCAGCCAUAACUUACGUUGCCGGACCCAAUCAGUUGACCUUGCUGUUGGGCAGCAGCUCAUUCCGAUUCGGCUACGAUACGGACAACCAAUUCCGAGCUGAAAGGCGUUUCCCUAAUGGCACCGUGGCCGGCUAUUAUGGCUACAUGAGGGCCGAUGGUAAACCCAUCCGUGUCAAAUACGGAGCGGUCGACAAUCUCGGCUUUUCGGCCAUCGAAGAAAUUAUUCCAGUCACAUUCCCACCGCCGACGACUCUCGAGCCCAUCGACGAAGGAGAAGGCAGCGGCUCCUUGGAGCCCGUCACGGAUGCGCCCCUCACCACCGUUACCGAAACGGUCGCGCUGGUCGACGAGCCGUUCAUAGUCGAUGACGCUGAAGACAAAUUGAAAACGGUCCUCGUCUUGCCCAAACAGCCGAUAGUUGACGACGAAAAAGAGUCUGUUUCCAUCGACGCGGCUGAUUAUUUCAGGUCCGGUGGAUUUCUGCCCGCCUCUCAGGCACUCGACAGCAACUUUCGAUUCGUCUUUCCCAAAAUUGACGUUCCGGAUCUUCCGCAACGACGUCAGACUCGAGCGGCUUUUCCUCCGCCCAUCGCCUUACCACCAACAGACCCCGUAGAGGAUCGCCGGAUCGUUGUUGAACAACUUCCGGGGGAACCGCCCAUCAUCUUCAAACAGCCGAAUCGUUUCCACAAGCUUGCGAGCACUCGUUACACGCUCAAUUGAUCCAUUUAAAUUAUUUUUAACAAAUCAACUCAUGCACAGCGAAAACGAAUUUUUCUAGAAUUCUUAAAUAAUUAAUUUGAAACUAGUUGAUCGAUUGGUCACCUUAAAAUUUAAUAUAAGUUUUAAAAAAUAAUAAUUCAAAUAACAUUCUGUUGUAAUUCUCAGUUAUGCUGGACAUCACCAUAAACGAAUGAUACGAUAAAGUUUGCUUCGUUUAAAAUUAAUUAACAACAACAGUAAUUCUAAAUAAAUAAAAAUAAUUAUUAGCAACUUCAAUAAAAUGUCGUAGUAUAGUUAAUAGGAAAGUAGUAUAGUUUUAAUAGGAAUAUCUUUUAUGGAAAUGUCGAGUGACAACGAGUUGUUAACUUUCUAAUGGUAAAGGUUGAAGAAUGUUAAAAGAUUCAAACUUUUAUUUGUAUUAUUACAAUGAUUGAUCGUUACUUAAUUGACAAACGAUUGCGUCACGUUCAUAGACAAUGAGUAGAAAAAAAAACAAUUCGAUUGAAGAUUGUAUUGUUGUUGCAUAAUUAUUCGUCCAAUUAUUUGAUAAUACCAAUGAAUAUUCUAAACAACAACCAACCCCAAUUACAUCAUUUAUAACAAACAGUGUGUCAAAGAAGCUUGAAAACAAAAUGCCCCACCUCCCGUAAAAGAAACCUUGGCCUGACCACGCCCUGGCCACUUGGCCAGACGAUGGGAAAUAAUUUAAA
Molecule: messenger RNA, 2039 nt
Organism: Daphnia pulicaria
Lineage: Eukaryota; Metazoa; Arthropoda; Branchiopoda; Diplostraca; Daphniidae
Exons: 5
Coding region: 490-1329 (279 amino acids)
Cellular component (GO): chitin-based extracellular matrix
Molecular function (GO): structural constituent of chitin-based larval cuticle
Source: RefSeq, a predicted model, not a curated record